Dovyalis caffra is the source of this 246-nucleotide messenger RNA. NCBI's taxonomy places the organism in Eukaryota, Viridiplantae, Streptophyta, Magnoliopsida, Malpighiales, Salicaceae. The record is from the annotation of a GenBank genome assembly.
AUGCGCAUAUCUCUUUACGGACUGCGCAAUGCCUUCCCCUUUUCAAGACUCGUCAGGCAGCUUGAACAAGAGAUGGAAACCGUGGUUAAGGUACUGCAACCUGGACCAUUGGGAAUAGUGGAGCACAAGUUCUCUGCUGAGGAGAUACGUCAGGCAAAUGCCAUUGUUCGCAUUGCAGUAGACAAUUGGCGGAGGAAUGCUAAAUUAGAGCAGAGAAGCAGCGUUCUAAAAGAUUAUAUUCAGUAA